Messenger RNA from Danio rerio (zebrafish), 2641 nucleotides. RefSeq names its product anoctamin 10a (gene ano10a). Gene Ontology annotation, cellular component: membrane. The record is from RefSeq and is marked provisional. Gene Ontology annotation, biological process: monoatomic cation transmembrane transport. NCBI's taxonomy places the organism in Eukaryota, Metazoa, Chordata, Actinopteri, Cypriniformes, Danionidae.
AAUAUCACACUAACCGAAUCAGGGGUUUUAAAUCAACCGGUUUAAAUGGGUGUCUAAUGUGCAGGACUGACGUCUAUUCGCAUUCCGGGCAGCUGAUCGCGCGUGCAACACUGGAUCAGGAAAAAUGCAACUUGGCUUGUCGGUUUCUGACAGUGAUGCGUCUCCGUUCACCCCUCUGGUGGUCCUGGAGCUUGCUCAUGACACUAAAGCAGAGGCCAUCGCUUGGUUACUAAACAGAAUCAGAGACAAGCAGCGUAAUGGAGGAGCAGAGCUGUUGGUGGACCAGCUGCUGUUUCCAGCUCAGGAUGGUCAGAAGCCAAAUCCAAAUGUUUUUGUUGUGGGCUCCACGUUACAGAGGCUUUUAAUUGGAGCUGAAGAUGUGGGCUUGUUUAAGGAGUUUCAAGAUGGCACAAUGCGCGGGUUCACUUAUGCCAACAGAGAAAGCUUCAAAGACUUUGAAGGAGACGGUGAAGGAUUUCUCAGUGAUGCGGAGUGUCAGUAUAUUGUUAAACAUGAACUGGAUACACUUAGAGCGAAAAACGAAGAGUAUAUACCAGGAUAUCCCAAGUAUAAGCUUUACCCUGGAAAAUCAAUUGUACGCAGACUGCAGUCUAAAGGUGUCCUUGUCCAGUAUUUCCCUCUCCAUAACAAAGAAGACCUUAAGAGACUCUCGUUCUCGUGGUACAAAAAGAUCAAAUUGUCCUUCCAGCCACUUGAUGACAUCAGAAGUUACUUUGGUGAAGGUCUGGGACUCUACUUUGGAUUUUUGGAGUAUUUCACAUUUGCCUUGAUACCCAUGGCCCUCAUUGGUAUCCCCUACUACCUCUUCGAUUGGGAGGACUACGACAAGUACGUCCUGUUUGCCGUCUUCAACCUGGUUUGGUCUACAGUAUUUCUGGAAGUAUGGAAGCGGUGCAGCGCUACGUUAGCAUACAGCUGGGGAACUCUGGGCCGUAAAAAAGCCUUUGAAGAACCAAGAGCUGGAUUCCAUGGACCCUUGGGGUUGAAUCCAGUCACCGGCCGAGAGGAGCCAAUCUACCCUAGCUCCAAGCGACAUUUGAGGAUAUAUUUGGUGUCGGUCCCUUUCGUUCUGCUGUGCCUGUAUUUGUCCUUUUACGUGAUGAUGGUUUACUUUGACAUGGAGUUCUGGGCCAUAAGCAUAUACCAUGAAAAUCCCAACUUUGCAACCAGCGUUCUGCUGUUUGUCCCGAGUAUCAUCUAUGCUGUGGUCAUCGAGAUCAUGAACCUGCUGUAUCGCUACGCUGCAGAGUUUCUCACAGACUGGGAAAACCACAGACUGGAGUCCUCAUUUCAAAAUCACCUUGUGCUCAAGGUUUUGGUGUUUAACUUUGUAAACUGCUUUGCCUCUCUCUUCUACAUUGCCUUUGUCAUGCAAGACAUGGUGCUUCUGAGACAGAGUUUGGCCACCCUGCUCAUCACCUCUCAGAUCCUGAAUCAAGUGAUGGAGGCAUUUUUGCCCUACUGGCUGCAGAGAAGGAGGAACAAGAGAGUCUAUAAGAGGAUGAGGAGACUGAUGGGUGAUAAAGAACUCCCUCUGCUGGAACAAAUUCAGCUGGAGACUGAAAUGAACACCUAUUUGGGCACGUUUGAUGACUACCUUGAGCAGUUCCUGUUGUUCGGCUAUGUGAGUCUCUUCUCCUGUGUGUAUCCACUGGCUGCUGUUCUGGUGGUGCUAAACAACAUCACUGAGGUUUAUUCUGACGCCUUUAAGAUGUGUCACGUUUUCAAGCGUCCCUUCUCAGAACCAGCUGCGAACAUCGGGGUGUGGCAGUUGGCAUUUGAGACGAUGAGUAUUAUUGCUGUGGUGACCAACUGUGCCUUGAUUGCUUUAUCUCCACAAGUGAAAGCAUAUUUCCCGGAAUCGGAUGCUCAGCUCAUCCUAACUGUGGUGGCCAUAGAGCACGUGCUCUUGGCCUUCAAAUUCAUCCUGGCGUUCGUCAUACCAGAUGUUCCUAAACACAUCCAAGUCAAACUAUCCAAGCUGGACUUCGAGUCCCUAGAAGCUCUUAAGAAAAGGAAAAUCCUGGAAGUUGCGGAGACCUGAAAUACGUGGAUUGAGUGAGCUGUAACAGCAUGACGGAAGUCCUCAAUGUGUGGACAUGCUCUAAAACAUCUAGAGUUAUAUUUAACUGACUUUAAAUAUGCACUCCUUGCCAGGCUAUUCAAAACAAAUGGCUUGAUUAUAUUCAGGACAUGACAGGGUUAUUUUAAUAUACAUUUUUCCUGGUAUUAGUUGCAUGCAUUGCUUUAUGAUUUCUCGGUCAAUACAAAUGUUACUGGUAUAAUGAGAGACGGGUGGGAAUGUAGGAAUCCGAUCGUUGCAUGUGUGUUAAGGGUUGAUACAUGUAUUGUCAAAUGACUGGGUUGAUUUGUUUAUCAAAGUACACGGAUAUUUAUUCUCGUCUAAAGCUGUAAAAGUAUGUUGUAUAAGACGUGUUUGGAAGGUUUUUAGUUUUCAUUCACACCAACCAAAGACAGAGCAGUGCCUUUACACAUCACUGUAUCGCGUUCAAAUGCUUUUGUUUACAGAUGUCAAGCCUGACUUUGCUCUGUACUGUACUUGAAUUAAGCAUAUUCGUUAUCUUGUACCUGAAUAUAAACAUUUUAAAUAUACAGAUCG